UCACAUCUGUGAAGGGUCAAGGGACAUCACUUGUCAACCAACCAUGUCAGGCUUGCGUUAUGCUGUCAGUCGUCUUGGACAAAGGUCGUUUGCGGUGCUGCCAUCUCUGAUAGCAAGGCAGUUGUCAACCCUAGAUGAAAUCACGUUGUCCCACCAAACACAAACAGAGGAAAACAGAGGAUUCUGUUUCGCAAUGACUGAAGAGCAAGUCCAAUAUAAAGAAAUGGCAAGGAAAUUUGCAAGGGAAGUGAUUGCACCCCAAGCGGCCCACUUUGACAGGACAGGAGAGUUUCCAUGGGACAUCCUCAAACAAGCAUUUGACUUAGGCCUAACAAAUAGUGCAAUUCCUGCAAGCAUAGGUGGUCCGGGUCUGGGGAUACUGGAUGCCUGCAUUGUUGCGGAAGAACUAUCUUGGGGAUGCACUGGAAUAUCAACAGCUUCGACGGCAUCUGGAUUGGCUCAAAUGCCUGUUGUGGUGGCAGGGAAUGAUCAACAGCAGCGGAAGUACCUGGGACGAAUGCUGGAAGAACCUAUGACUGCUGCUUACGGUGUCACCGAACCAGGCGCUGGGUCUGAUGUGGCUGGCAUUAAAACUAAAGCCGAAAAGAAGGGAAACGAGUGGGUACUUAAUGGCGAAAAGAUGUGGAUCACGAAUGGUGGUGUCGCUAACUGGUUCUUUGUGUUGGCUAAAACUGAUCCAGACAAGAGAGCAGGCGAAGCUUUCACUGGGUUUAUUGUGGACGCUGAUGCUCCAGGUGUUACUCCCGGCAAGAAAGAAUGGAAUAUGGGACAAGUAGCAUCUGAUACCCGUGGUGUCAAGUUUGAAGAUGUUAUUGUCCCUGACGAAAAUGUUCUCGCUAAGCAGGGUCUUGGUUUCAAGGUUGCCAUGACAGCAUUUGACAAGACUCGACCGUUGGUAGCUGCGUCGGCUAUUGGCCUUGCUCAGAGGGCACUAGAUGAGGCAACACAAUAUUCUCUGCAGAGGAAAACGUUUGGAAAACGAAUUGCUGAACAUCAGGCUGUUGCCUUCAUGUUGGCAGAUAUGGCUAUUGGAAUUGAAGCUUCAAGGAGUAUAACAUAUCGGUCAGCGUGGGAAGUGGACCAGGGUCGCUCGAAUACAUACUAUGCCUCUAUUGCCAAAGCCCUUGCGUCUGAUGUGGCAAACAAGGCAGCAGCAGACGCUGUACAGAUAUUUGGUGGGAAUGGGUACAACAAGGACUAUCCUGUUGAGAAACUGAUACGUGAUGCUAAGAUCUUCCAGAUCUAUGAAGGUACAUCACAGAUCCAGCGUGGUAUCAUAGCAAAGGAUGUCAUAAAGCAGGCAAUGCAAACCAUGUGAUUAUUUUUUGAGAGUACUGUACUGUCAUGAAUCACAUGUAACCACUUACUAUGAUGAGAUAGUGUUGACUGAUUCAUUCAUUGUACUGUACACAGCUAGUUUAUUGAUGUAGUUGACACCUUUUGUCUGGAAUUAAUUUCAAGAAUGCUGAUAUAAAUGUUCAAACUCUCAUGCACAUACAUACCAGAUUA
This is a messenger RNA of Corticium candelabrum, 1530 nucleotides long. RefSeq names its product medium-chain specific acyl-CoA dehydrogenase, mitochondrial-like. The transcript has 16 exons. The record is from RefSeq and is a predicted model, not a curated record. The coding region runs from base 44 to 1339 and encodes 431 amino acids. Lineage: Eukaryota; Metazoa; Porifera; Homoscleromorpha; Homosclerophorida; Plakinidae. Gene Ontology annotation, biological process: medium-chain fatty acid catabolic process. Gene Ontology annotation, cellular component: mitochondrion; cytoplasm. Gene Ontology annotation, molecular function: medium-chain fatty acyl-CoA dehydrogenase activity; flavin adenine dinucleotide binding.